UGACCAUUUCAGUUAACUUACGUACGUCGUGGAAUCAACACGCAACAGGUCCCAUAUAAUCGGCUUAUACGAUCUGAUCCAAUCCCUCCAAAUAAGAGCCAACGAAAGCGAAAUCUCAAUCGACUGCCAUGGAGUUCAACAAUCGCCUGUUGCUGAAAAUCAUUGAGCUGGCAAUUGCCAUCGCCUGCAUUGUGUUGUACGAGACGGUUGGAAAUCUCUCCUCGCGUCCGGUGAUUGUGGCAGGCACCAUCGGUGGAUUCACGGUCAUCUGCGGCGUUCUGCUCGCCGGUCAUGUGAUCAACUCGCUGGUGGAGAAGCGGCUCAAUGCCCUGUUCUCGCUGAUUGGCUGCCUGCUUUUUGUGGCCUCCGGAGCUUUGGUGAUCGAUGAGUGGCACGGAUGGUCCCCGUUCCCGGACAGGAAGCGCCAGGCCAUCGGAGCCGGAUCCCUGAUGAUCAUCAAUGCGGCCGUCUUCCUUCUGGACACCCUCUGCAUCUGCCGGACGUAAAGAUCGUUCCAAAGGCCUUAAUUUUUUUUUGCAAAUCGAAUAACUUGUGUGAAGAAAACAAGAAUCUAUUCUAGAUGUUAAUGUAUUUUUUUUUGUGUACGACCUUUCCAUAUAUAGUUUUAUACGUGUCUUAAGCUAAACUCAGAUAUACGCACGCAGAUUAUUUACAGGAAUCCAUUAAAUAUAUAUAUAUAUAUGCACACAUACAUACCAGCUAUCUGUGGUUAUAAUAUGCUAAACUCACAACAUCUGGCCAUGUCUUACAUCACCAUAAUUGCCCGAUCCCUCCCCCCCGCGUUCCUGGGAUAAUGGGCCAUAAUUGCCUGAGGGCUGAGUUUCUGGGAAAGACUGGCGGGCCUGACGUCACGUGCCAACUGUUGCAAAAUCCAGUGGACUCCGAUUACGACCCUCCAAAGGUUGUCAACUCCUCCGCAUUCCCAUCCCCAUUCCCAUUCCCAUGCCCAGAGAUCGCCAACUGGAGGGCAUUACCUUUAUCUGGUACUCGACUCGGGGGCAAGCCAUCGCAAUCGCACCUCUGGCAUUUAUUGUGUCAUCUCCAUUUGUGCAACUGUCCCAGAGUAAAAAAAUCAUACUAGAUUCAGCUUUCUCAGAAAAAAAUCAGGGCAACUAGAAGUGUCUUUUAUAUAAUAUUUGGUUGCAAGUUGUAAUAUCAAUAAUAUUAGUGUAGAUUUUUGAACAAAAAAAAGCCAUGACCAUUUUUCAAAAACCUCGAAAGCGGUAUAUAUAAAAUAUGAUGAAUAAAUAUAUUUUAAAUGACAUUAAUGUUCAUAAUGGAAAAAAUAAUAUUUUAGAAUUUUGAAUCCUACAUUUACCUGAAAACUUAAAGGAUAUCGAAAUUUGAAAAAAUCCUACACGGAAACUUAAGUUCUUGGGUUAUUGUUUUGGAUAUUUAAUCAAACCUAAAUAUCAUUAAGCAACCACAUUUAACUGUUAUACCUUUUAACUGUUAUUAUUUUUAAAAAAUCAUUAAAAAUAAACUUUUGAUUUCUGCAA
Drosophila rhopaloa is the source of this 1520-nucleotide messenger RNA. RefSeq lists its product as uncharacterized. The record is from RefSeq and is a predicted model, not a curated record. The transcript has 3 exons. NCBI's taxonomy places the organism in Eukaryota, Metazoa, Arthropoda, Insecta, Diptera, Drosophilidae. The coding region runs from base 129 to 506 and encodes 125 amino acids. Gene Ontology annotation, biological process: septate junction assembly.